GAGAGGGAAAGGUCACAGGAGAUCCGCGGAGGCUGUGACGGACGAGCCGCCGGACCAGAAUACCAUCUAACUCUUCGUCCACUCGCGCUGAUUAUAAUAAAGGCGAGUUAAUAGGGACGAGGUGGAAACAAAGAAAGGGUGAAAGGCUGAGAACGAGAGAGAGAGAGAGAGAGAGAGCGAGCGAGAGAAGGAAAUCUUCCACCUUUUCCCCGUAUUAUUCUCGAUCGCCUUCCCUCUCGCUUCAUUUGAAACUGCCCUUCUAUUCUUGAUCCACUGUUCCUCUCCAUAUAUCUCCUGCUCGUGUUUGUAUAGAUUCACGCCAUCCUAUAUUUCAGGGUGAGAUGCAUGGUUUGGUCCACUGAUCGAUCCGUAUUCGGUAGGGGAAGGGGAAUGGCGUUAACAGCAGAGGCGACGGCGGCGGCAAAAGCGGGGUAUGUGACGAGAAGAGGGGAGAAGGGCAGCGGGGCGGCGCCGUUGUUCCGAGCGGACUACAUGUUUUGGUGGGAGCAGCAGGGGGAGUUCAUGGAGCGCCGGCAGCUCUUCCUUCGGAGCUACCACUUCUCCCGUAGGCAGGGCCCUCGUGAGCGGGUGCGCCGCACCCUGCUCCGCGUCCGCCGCCUCGUCUGGGCCCGCCUCCGCGCCGCCCGCCGUCUGCCUCGCCUCCUCUGGGCCAAGCUCCGCGCCGUCUUGUCCGGCGGCGGCGUCGGCCGCAGGAGGCGGCGCUCCCACCGCCUCGGCUCCGUCCAGUUCCAGCGGCUGCCACACCGACGCAGCGCCAGCAACAGCAGUAGCGGCUCCUCCGCCGAGUGGUCCAGCUGGUGAUCCAUUCGACGCAGCGCCAGCAACAGCAGUAGCGGCUCCUCUGCCGAGUGGUCCAGCUGGUGACCGCAUGGUUCACACACGGAGAAAGCAGUAACGUCAGCAAUCAGGAAGCGGAAGCAGAGGCUGCCGCUGCUUUGUUGUCAUCUACUGUUCUUUGACUUCACCUACUAUGUAUGCUUUACCUGCUUUCCAUAUCGUCUCAUGCGAACAAACAUUACAGUCAUGUCCUUCUCUGCACCGGAGUGCGAAAUAUUGCCCGGCUGCUAACGUCGUUGGUACCGAGGAGCUUCCACCA
Molecule: messenger RNA, 1117 nt
Organism: Musa acuminata AAA Group (dessert banana)
Lineage: Eukaryota; Viridiplantae; Streptophyta; Magnoliopsida; Zingiberales; Musaceae
Exons: 1
Coding region: 346-822 (158 amino acids)
Source: RefSeq, a predicted model, not a curated record